AUGGCAGGAAUACGUGCAAUGGUGCGGGUGAUGUUGGAUCAACAAAUGGAAGAAACAAGGCGUUUACUUCAAAAAAGUAAAAAAAACGAACUUAUUGUGCUAGUACGCCAGGCACCUACUCUUGAGGCAGCCAUCUGGGUUGAGAAAUUUUUUAAAUCAAAGAUGCAUCUUUGUGAACAAUGUGGAUAUCAUUUGAAAAUGAGUAGUUCAGAUAGAAUCGAACUUUUGAUCGAUCCGGGCACUUGGGAGCCUAUGGAUGAAGACAUGGUCUCUCUGGAUCCCAUUGAAUUUCAGUCGGAGGAGGAGCCUUAUAAAAAUCGUAUCGAUUCUUAUCAAAGAAAUACAGGAUUAACCGAGGCUGUUCAAACAGGCAGAGGGCAACUAAACGGUAUUACCGUAGCAAUUGGGGUUAUGGAUUUUCAGUUUAUGGGAGGUAGUAUGGGAUCCGUAGUGGGGGAGAAAAUUACCCGUUUGAUUGAAUACGCUACUAAAGAAUUUCUACCUCUUAUUAUAGUGUGUGCUUCCGGAGGGGCACGCAUGCAAGAAGGAAGUGUGAGCUUGAUGCAAAUGGCUAAAAUAUCUUCUGCUUUAUAUGAUUAUCAAUCAAAUAAAAAGUUAUUCUAUGUACCAAUUCUUACAUCUCCUACUACCGGUGGGGUGAUAGCUAGUUUUGGUAUGUUGGGGGAUAUCAUUAUUGCCGAACCCAAUGCCUACAUUGCCUUUGCGGGUAAAAGAGUAAUUGUUUCAAACCUAGAGAUAUGA
Molecule: messenger RNA, 762 nt
Organism: Lactuca sativa (garden lettuce)
Lineage: Eukaryota; Viridiplantae; Streptophyta; Magnoliopsida; Asterales; Asteraceae
Source: RefSeq, a predicted model, not a curated record